AUGGCUGACGCGCCGACCGAAAAGCCCACCGAAAACCCCGCCGCCGCUGCUGCCCCCGCCGGCGAGGAGGGUGGUGAGAAGCAGUCCAAGAAGGGAGCGAAGAAGGCCGAGGCCAAGGCGAAGAAGGAGGCCGAGAAGGCCAAGAGAGCCGCCGAGCGCCAGGCUGCUGAGGCCGCCGCGAAGGCUGCCGGCGGCGCUGGUGGUGAGGACCUGGCCAAGGACAACUACGGCGAUGUCACUCCCAAGACCAAGGUCGACGCUGAGCGCGUGAACCUGAAGGCCAUUGGUGACGACCACGUCGGCAAGAGCAUCAAGCUCCGCGCCUGGAUUCAGAACUCGCGCAUGCAGGGCGCCAAGAUGUGCUUCAUCGAGCUCCGCGAGGAGCGCGAUUGGGCUAUCCAGGGCGUGAUUGCGGCCAGUGCCGAGGGCAAGCCCGUUUCCAAGCAGAUGGUCAAGUGGAUUGGCGGCAUCUCCCUGGAGUCUUUUGUGCUCAUCGAGGCGACCGUUCAGAAGCCUCUCGAGCCCGUCAAGAGCUGCAAGGUCAGCAACUACGAGCUUCACAUCACCAAGCUCUUCGUUGUCGCCCCUGGUCCCGAGUCCCUGGCCAUGUCGCUGGCCGUCUCCAACCGCGCCAUUUCCAGCUUCGACGACGAGGACCCCAACGCUCCCCCGGCUGACAAGGCCGUUGAGGAGGUUAAGGUCGGUGUUGAGGGUGUCAGCAUCGACGACAGCAACGCUAUGCCUAGCGCCAGCAUGUCGACCCAUCUCAACAAUCCGGUUAUGCACAAGCGCGCGGCCUGCCAACAGGCGAUCGCCGACAUCCGCAUGCAAGUGAGGAAGUUAUUUGCUUCCUACUUGGACUCGCAGGGCUUCGUCCAGUUCGAGCCUCCCUGCCUGAUUGGCGCCGCGUCUGAGGGUGGAGCCAACGUGUUCCAGCUCCCUUAUUUCGAAAAGAGUGCUUGCUUGGCCCAGAGUCCGCAAUUUUAUAAGCAGUUCGAGAUUGCCGGAGGCCGAAAGAAGGUAUACUGUAUCGGGCCUGUGUUUAGAGCAGAGAACAGCAACACGCCGAGGCAUCUCACUGAAUUUACCGGACUUGAUCUCGAGCAGGAGAUCGAGGAGGACUAUUCCGAAGUGAUGGACACGCUUGAGAACGUACUUCUCUACAUCUUCCGUGGUCUCAAAGAGAGAUGUGCGGAGCAGAUCGAAACUGUCCGCGCAGUCUACCCCAGCGAAGAUUUCCUUCUCCCUGGUCCUGGCGAGAAGGUCCUUCGCAUGACGUUCGCCGAAGGACAGAAGCUCCUCCGCGAGGAAGGCCCCGAAGAGUACCGCAACGUUUCCGACGAUGAGGAUAUGUCUACGCCGCAGGAGAAAGCCCUCGGCGCCCUGAUCCGAAAGAAGUACAACACCGAUUUCUUCGUGUUGGACAAGUUUCCCGAGGGAGCUAGACCCUUCUAUGCUCUCGAGGAUCCCGAGAACCCCAAGGUCACGAACGCCUACGACUUUUUCAUGCGCGGUCAGGAAAUUCUGUCUGGAGGCCAGCGUAUCCACAUCCCCUCCGUCCUUGAGGCUCGCCUGCGCAAGAAGGGCAUCGACCCCAACAGCCAGGGCAUCAAGGAGUACGUCGAUGUGUUCCGCAGCGCUGGUGUUCCUCCCCACGGCGGUGGCGGUAUCGGUCUUGACCGUGUUGUGGCUUGGUUCCUUAACCUGCCUUCCGUCCACCUGGCGAGCUACUACCCUCGUACCCCCAAGAGACUUACGCCUUAG
This is a messenger RNA of Colletotrichum gloeosporioides, 1764 nucleotides long. RefSeq names its product Aspartate--tRNA ligase cytoplasmic. Lineage: Eukaryota; Fungi; Ascomycota; Sordariomycetes; Glomerellales; Glomerellaceae. Gene Ontology annotation, molecular function: aspartate-tRNA ligase activity; RNA binding; ATP binding. The transcript has 7 exons. Gene Ontology annotation, cellular component: cytoplasm; aminoacyl-tRNA synthetase multienzyme complex; cytosol. The record is from RefSeq and is a predicted model, not a curated record. Gene Ontology annotation, biological process: aspartyl-tRNA aminoacylation. The coding region runs from base 1 to 1764 and encodes 587 amino acids.